Rhopalosiphum maidis (corn leaf aphid) is the source of this 1651-nucleotide messenger RNA. It is a transcript of the gene Trp1, whose product is annotated as translocation protein SEC62. The transcript has 8 exons. The coding region runs from base 379 to 1557 and encodes 392 amino acids. Gene Ontology annotation, cellular component: endoplasmic reticulum membrane; endoplasmic reticulum. Gene Ontology annotation, biological process: post-translational protein targeting to membrane, translocation. The record is from RefSeq and is a predicted model, not a curated record. NCBI's taxonomy places the organism in Eukaryota, Metazoa, Arthropoda, Insecta, Hemiptera, Aphididae.
AAACUCGGUCAAUCAACGGGAUUUUAGUUUUCACAAUUUUACGCGUCGUAGUGUUCUAGUCAUCGCUCCACGUCCUGUCCACGGUGGCUACUACGGACAUUCGUUAUCGAAACGACCAUACGAAAGAUAUAUAAAAAUAUCGACUCGUUAAUAGACAUUAUAUUGUGUGUCUAGUCAACGUCGAACGUUUCUUCCGCUCUCUGUUUUGGUUGUUACUCUUUUUCCCGUUUUAAAUGUUUACUACGCACUAAUAAAACGGUCGGUGGCGGUGAAUACAACGCAUCAACAGCAGCUGUGCUGUAUAAUAAGUAACAGUGGUCUAUCGUUUGGUGGAUGUUUCGGUCUUCUGGAUAAUAGAGAUACGCCCGCCCUUGCACAAUGGCCGAGAAAAGAAAAGGCAAACGACGACGAGAUGAGGAGUACAACUUGGAUCCUGAGGCCUCGGCUGACAAACCCAGCAAGACUGAGUAUUCUGUGGCCGCCUGGUUACGCAAGCACGUUCCGCACAAGAAGACCAAAUUUGCGGGCCACAAUGUCGAGUACUUCACAGGUAGCAAAGCUGUCGACAGUUUAUUGGAAUCAAAAUGGGCAACCAGCGAGAAGUUAUUCACUACUAGACAGGAGAUUGAAACGUUUUUGGACUUAAUGUUAAAGCAUCAAUUUUAUCACCGUGCUAAGAAAGUACCAAUAUCUGAUCAGGAAUUAAAAGCUAUGAAAAAUAAGAAAUCCAAAAAAUUAAAUGAUACUGAUAAAGAUGAGAAGAAGAAAACAGAUAAAAAGAAAAAAGAUAAAAAAGAUGAUGAAAGCGAAGAAACUAGUAAAGAUGACAAAAUCGAUGAUGAUAAAAUCAAAUCCACUGAAAUUGAACGGAAAAAAAAAAGUCGAAAAAUACGUUUAGAAAUGCAUAUGGAACAAUCAUUUGUUGAUAAUUUGGAUGCGUAUGUUUGGAUUUAUGAUCCUAUUCCAUUUUAUUAUUGGGUUAUUGGAACAUUCAUUGUAUUUGGUGGAAUUGGAAUUUGUUUAUUUCCAUUAUGGCCACCUCAAGUGAGAAUGGGUGUGCAGUACUUAAGUAUAGCAGCGGCAGGAUUUCUGAUUUUCAUUAUUGUUUUGGCCAUUCUUAGAUUAGUCUUAUUCAGUUUACUUUGGAUAUUGACUACAGGCAAAUUACAUUUUUGGCUAUUCCCUAAUUUGACAGAAGAUGUAGGGUUCUUUGCUUCAUUUUGGCCCAUUUAUACAUAUAGUGUAUUCUAUAAAAAAAGUGCUAAAAAGGGAAAGAAAAAAAAGGAGAAAUUAUCAGAUGACGAGGAUGAAGACGAUAAGAAACUGGAUGAUUGUGAUGAAGAAAAAAAGUCUUCAGAAUCCGAAAUCGACGAAAAGGUUCCUGAAACUGAAACAUUUGAACAUGACAACACUUUAUUAGAUUCAGAAUCUGGGAAAUUUGAAAAUCCAAAAUGUUCUGAAGAUUCUUCUUCAACUGAUACAGAAACAAGUAGCCAGCAAUCGCACAGUGCUAAUGAUUUUGUCAUGGUGGAAAAACAAGAUGCCCAAGACACAUAAUAAUAAGUAAUUAUCUAUAAAGUUUGUACUUCAUUAUGUUAACAUUUUAAAUUAAUUCGUUGUUGUUGUUUUUUUUUUUAUUAUUAUUAUUUUC